GGCUGAGCCCACUUCUUCUUUAAAGGCGCAUCUGGACCAUCCGGCCACCACCUCCCGCUCCUCCCGCUCCCUCCGCCGCCGCUCCCGCUGCUGCUGCUCUCCUGCGUCACACCGCGAGGUUCCCUCACUCACAUCUGGCGGAGAGAAAGAUAGGGAGAGAGAGAGACAGCUCAGCUAGAGAGAGAGAGACAGACUCCAGGCUGAUUAGCUAUAGCUGCCAUCGACAGACAGACACAUCACCGGAGAGAAAGCCCAGCAGCGUCUCCACGGUGUGAAGCAGAACCGCGGACCGACCGCCGGCUCCCCCCUCCUCCUCCUCCUCCGCCUCCUGCUGCUCCCGAUCCGCGCGGGUUGGUCUCUGAGCCGAACCGAGCCAAGCAGCGCCGCUGUGGGUUCUGUCUGUUUUCGCUCCCGUUCCUCUCCUCAAUCUCCAUCAGCUCGCUUUCCUUUCCGAGCCCAGUUUGACGGAAUUUGACGGAACCGCUCGCAGGGUGGAGUCGACCCGGUUCUGUCGGUGCUGCUGAGGAGAGACGCUCAUCACUGGCGCGCUGCAGCUAUACAGGGUGCAGUCAUGAAGGACGGCAUGGCCAACAACAGCACUGCCAGUAUUUCCCAGGCUCGGAAAGCUGUGGAGCAACUGAAAAUGGAAGCCUGUAUGGACAGAAUAAAGGUGUCUAAAGCAGCGGCGGAUCUGAUGGCCUACUGUGACGCUCAUAUACGAGAGGACCCGCUGAUCGUGCCGGUUCCGGCCUCGGAGAACCCGUUCCGAGAGAAGAAGUUUUUCUGCACCAUCCUCUGAGACCGGCCUGGACACCACCUCCGUCCAGAGGAUACCGCACCCACGGCUGCCAGUGUUGAGCUUUGGGUUUGAGUGGCGGCCGCGUCUGUUGUUGGGUCAGUUCCCUCCUGAUGGCCUGAAAUGCAAGGGGGGAUUUUCAGAGGGCGGGAG
Astyanax mexicanus (Mexican tetra) is the source of this 949-nucleotide messenger RNA. Its product is annotated as guanine nucleotide-binding protein G(I)/G(S)/G(O) subunit gamma-4. The transcript is spliced from 3 exons. The coding region runs from base 572 to 799 and encodes 75 amino acids. Gene Ontology annotation, molecular function: G-protein beta-subunit binding. Gene Ontology annotation, biological process: G protein-coupled receptor signaling pathway. Gene Ontology annotation, cellular component: heterotrimeric G-protein complex. NCBI's taxonomy places the organism in Eukaryota, Metazoa, Chordata, Actinopteri, Characiformes, Acestrorhamphidae. The record is from RefSeq and is a predicted model, not a curated record.